Molecule: messenger RNA, 1822 nt
Organism: Closterium sp. NIES-67
Lineage: Eukaryota; Viridiplantae; Streptophyta; Zygnematophyceae; Desmidiales; Closteriaceae
Source: the annotation of a GenBank genome assembly
CACAUCCAUCGUCGUGCACUACGCAUGUCUUGCAGCCAACCCUAGGAAAGAGUCUGUCCAGCUGCUGGCCAUAGCGUCCCUGCCCACAGACGGAGAGUGAACCUGACUGGCCUCUGCCGAUUGGUUCCUAGAGUUACGCCUUUAUGUGAACCCCGUACACGCGCAUUUCCUUCGUUUUUAGGGCUGCCCGCCUUUCCCAGUAUGGCGACUUAUGUCGGACUACCGGAUGCUCGCUCGAUCGCGAUCCCUGCUUUAGGAUCAGACGCCGUCGGCUUGCGCCCGUGCGCUCUCCCCUCGCCACGUCGCGCGUUGCCCUUCACCUCUGUGCCCCCCCGCCCCUUGACCGCAAAGCCCCGCCCGUCGCUAAAGCCCGCGGCGCAGUCGUCCGCGCCCUCGGGCGGGGAGGGUGGGGGAAGCGGGGGAGGUGGCGGGAGCCGGGGACGCGACGGCCUGCGGAGAGGCGUGGGGAGGGCGUCUGGCGGGGCAUGUGGCGUGUGCGGCGCCCAAGGCUGCGUGUCGUGCGCGGGUCCCCCGCUGCCGUCCUCGCGCUUCUCCCAGGCGCGCAAUCUGCCCAAGGGCGCGCGGAGCGCGGGAUGGGGCGACAGAGAGCUGCAGGGGGAGGGGCAGGGGGACCAAGGACAAGGGGGAGCGCAGGUGCAGGGGGAACAACCGUGGCGGGGGGAUGGCGCGCAGGGGAAAGCGCUAGGAGCAGCAGAAACAGGGCCAGGAACAGAUAAAGAAACGGGGCCAGAAGGAGGGAGAGGAGGAGAAAGGGCGAGGGCAGCAACAUCGCAAGCAGACGGGGAUAAGAACGAGGAGAACGCACACGUGGACAAUGCACUGCACGACCUGCCUGCCAGCUGGCACUGGCUGGUUGGGCAGUGGGCGCGAGCGGGCGUGCACUUGUCGCGCGUGCGCAGCCAGUGGGGCAGGCUGGUGUUUGGGUCUGCGGCAGAGGAGCGCAUCUGGACUGUGCCGUGGCAGGGGGACACCAUCUUCCAGGUCAUGUUCCUCUGGUUCCUCGCCUUCUGGCUCAUCGGCUCGUGGCUCGUGCCGCUGCUAGCGCAGGCACUGGGGCUGCGGCGGGCGGCCAUGUCGCUGCGGGCGCACGCGCUGUACAGCCUGCUGACGGACCUGGCGGAGAUGACUGUUGGCAUCGCCAUCCUCAACCGCUGCCUCACGCGCUUCCAGCCCCUGCCCCCCCACUGGUUCCCCGUGCACCUGUCGGGCCGCUGGUACCUGCAAGCACUGCUUGCCUGCUCCUUCUUCCCCUUUGUGCAGCUGCUGUCAAAGCUCAACCUCCAGCUGCUGCCGCUGCCCCUGAAGUUCCAGGCCACGACGCACUUGGAGCAGUCCAUUCACUCGCACGACCCCAUUGCCACUCUGCUCUAUGCCAUCGCUGUCGCUGUGUGUGCGCCCGUGUGGGAAGAAGUUGUGUUCAGGGGGUUUCUCCUACCAUCCCUCACACGGUACUUCCCCCUGUGGGCGUCGGUGGUGGUCAGUGCGAUGGUGUUUGCACUCGCGCACUUCUCCUUGCAACGCAUGCUCCCUCUCUUCUUCCUCGGCCUUGUUAUUGGUGUUGUCUUUGUCCGCUCUAGGAACUUGCUAGCCUCCAUCUUGCUUCACAGCUUGUGGAAUGGAUUUGUAUUUCUAGAAUUGCUAUUUUAGUUUACCAGGUUUUGUCAAAGUGUACAGUUGGUCUAGCUUACAAUUGGGGCUGCUGCAUGUGAGUGAAUGCAGCCUAUAGUAUUGUUUCUAGGAAAGGGACGUAAGCAUGUACGCAGAGUACCUACGGAGGGAUGAAGAAAGAUGGUUUGUAUCC